CGUGCGCGUGUGCCAUUGUUCCUCCUCCACCCGUCGCCAUGGUGCAGAUGAUGGAGUCUCAGUGCGAGUAUUUCAUGUAUUUCCCGGCGGUGCCCAUCACGGACCUGUCCGAGCCGGCCCGGUACCGAACCCUACCGCGCCGGAGCCACCUCUACCUCGGAGAGACGGUCCGCUUCCUCCUGGUGCUGCGCUGCAGGGACGCCGGCAGGGCGACGCCGACCGAGCCGGGCCCCGGGGGCGAUGCGUCGGCGGGAUUCGGGAGCGAGUCGUGCAGCGGUCGGGCCUGGCGCGAGCUGGCCGGCUCGCUGCGCGCGGUGGCCAGCGUGAGCCCGGGCGAGGGCGGGCGCCGCCGGGCCGGCCGGCGCCAGCGCGACUACGGCGGCGACGGCGACGGCGACGACGACGACGACGACGACGACUACGUGGCGGCGGCGGAGGCGGCCGUCGCGGCGCUGGGCAGCAGGGUGGACUCGCGAUGUCGGACCUUCCGGGACUGCGAGCCGCUGCUCAUCCGCAACUCGCGCGGCCCGGCCGGCCGGGAGUUCCGCAGGGCGCCGGUCCAGUCUCCUCUGGACGAGCCCGUGGUUCUGGCAGACGAGGUCAUCUUCCCCCUCACCGUCUCCUUGGACAAGCUGCCCGUCGGCACCGUCAAAGUCAAGGUGAUGGUCACGGUGUGGAAGGAGGAGGCGGAGCCAGUGGAGGUGCGGGACUCGGGCUACCUGAGCGUCCUGCAGCAGCGAGAGCCGUCGCUCACCUUCAGACACGACCUGAACACCUUCAAGGCUCAAGUGAGCACCACCUUGACCGUCCUGCCGCCUCCCGCCGUGCGCUGCAAGCUGAUGAGCGUCUCGGGGCGCCACCUGGCCGUGCUGAAAGGUAUAGCGCGCCGCCACGCCGGCACGUCGGGCUGCCGCCGAAGUGACUUUGCUCUUCUGCUCCCGCUCAGUGCUGAACAAGUCGUCCCAGGAGGAGGUGAGCGUGAGGGACGUUCGCAUUCUGCCGGACCUCAACGCCUCUUACCUUCCCGUGAUGCCCGACGGCUCCGUGCUGCUGGUGGACAACGUUUGGUGCGUAUGCUCUCGGCUCUCGUAACGACUCGAAAGUCUCAAAGCGGGAGCCCCCGGACGAUCACGAGGGGCUCCGAAAAGUCGGAGACGUGCGGCGUUAACGGCCGCGCGACCCGCCGCAGCCACCGUUCGGGCGAGGUGGGCAUGGCGUCUUUCUGCAAGGUGGACAGCGUGGCGUGCCGCCUUCCCAGCACGCUCGGGGCCCUGGAGGAGCACGACUUCCUGUUCCGGCUGCACCUCAACGACAUGCCGCAGGAUGAGUCCAACGAGGGCAUGGAGGUUCCGCUGGUUGCCGCGCUGCAGUGGUCGACUCCCAAGAUGCCGUUCACCAACUGCAUCUACACCCACUACAGGUUGCCGAGCGUCCGUCUGGACCGGCCGAGGUUCGUGAUGACGGCCAGCUGCCCCGGCGCCGUCAAGGUCAAGGAGCACUUCAAGGUCAAAUACGUGUUGCUCAACAACCUGCAGGACUUCCUCUCCGUGCGGCUCGUCUGGACACCCGAGGGACGCGGUCAGAGCGAGGACGCCGCGCUCUCUGCGGUGGUGUGCCGCACCCCCCUCAGCAAUUUGGGCCAAUGUCGCAAAGGCUGCACGCUGACCUUCAGCGUGGCCUUCCAGAUCCUCCGUCCGGGACUAUACGAGCUGAGUCAGCACAUGAAGCUCAAGCUCCAGUUCACGGCGUCCGUGUCCAACCCGCCGCCCGACGCCAGGCCGCUCUCACGAAAGAACAGCCCGUCCAGCCCGGCGAUGCGAGACCUGCUGGACCGCCACCAGGCCAGUUUGGGUCGCUCCCAGUCCUUCUCCCACCAGCAGCCGUCUCGCUCGCACAUCAUGAGGACGGGCAGCGCCAUGGAGCGGCGCGCCAUCACGCCCCCGGUGGGCUCCCCGGUGGGCCGGCCGCUCUACUUGCCCCCGCAGGACAAAAGCCUUCUGUCGCUGGACAAGAUCGCCAAGCGGGAGUGUAAAGUUCUGGUGGUGGAUCCGGGACGCGAGGGGAACAUCUAGGACGGCCGGCGCAACGUUGAAGACGCCUGCGAGGUCAUCGGAAAAGGACGUGGAGAGCCCGUGCAAAAGUAUCGCAUCCAAAGUUGAAUGGAGUACUUGAUUUAGUCGUCGUAGCGGCAUUGCGCAGAAGGACAUUGAGGAGGUCGUUUCUUUCAGUGUUGUCAAGCCACAAAACACACAAUAAAGCUUGAAAUUCA
Molecule: messenger RNA, 2269 nt
Organism: Phyllopteryx taeniolatus (common seadragon)
Lineage: Eukaryota; Metazoa; Chordata; Actinopteri; Syngnathiformes; Syngnathidae
Product: trafficking protein particle complex subunit 14-like
Exons: 11
Coding region: 39-2072 (677 amino acids)
Biological process (GO): cilium assembly
Cellular component (GO): TRAPPII protein complex
Molecular function (GO): alpha-tubulin binding
Source: RefSeq, a predicted model, not a curated record